AUGUUCUCGCUGUCAGCCUGCCCCCCCGACGACUUCCCCUCCACGUCUGCCUUCUCUUCCGGCGGUCUGGCGACGUCUUCUUCCCCUGCUUCUGCUACUUCGACGGCGAUGAGAUUGUGCUAUAAUGGGGCGACGACGUUGCUCGCCGCCACCGCUUGUCCGGCCUUUGUCGAUCUCGAUUCGAUUAGAGAAGAGCCGCCCGUCUCGCCGCGACACUUUGACCGCGACGAUUCGGUUUUCUUCGGUGGCACCACUGCUCCACCGUCUGCCUUUUCGUCGACGUUCGGUUCACCGACGGACGAGCAGCCAUCCUCGAGCCAUUCUUCGCCCUUCAAGUUGUUGGAAAGUAUCCAACGUAAGCGGAAGAGUAUGUUUCGCAGAAAUCAGUCGAGCAGGUGAGCCAGAAAAGGAAAACGACAAACUUUCCCCUAAUCCGAGUGCUUCCGCUCUUAAUCCCAUCAGAAGGCACGUGGCUUUUCCCACGUCAUUUAGCAAUUGAUUAGGUACUGUGGAAGAACUUACAACUUCUGAAAAGUGGGAAAAACAGCGAUUUCUGGCCUAUAAAAAGUUUUCCCAAAUGAAAGUUUCUGAUGAAAAGUUAUUGUUCUUGUCUUUUGUCUUCCUAUUUGUGUGCAUGUUCCUGUCUUUUUCCUCUUCAAACUUUUUGCCCUUUUCCCACGAUUUAGUACCAUUGUGCGUCGGUUUCCGUUCCGGAUUUCACUCGGCGCCGCGUCAUGCCUCCCUUUCCUUUCCUUUUCCGUCUUUUUCUGUGCCAUCUGAUUUGAUGAGAGAAAAACCGAAAAAGAUGAAAUGGGGGGCAAGAAAUGCAAAUAUUGCGUGCCAUGAAAACGUUUAAAUUUCGUGAGAAUAUUUGAAAAUAUUAAAAUUUCUUGGGUAAAUUUUCAAAAAAUACCGUAGUUUUAUGGUAUACGGUGACAUUCGUUUCAGCUGUGCGCACCCUUUUUUGCUGUAGCAUUGCGACGAGAUUUGGACUUCAAAAACACUACAGAUUUCACAGAUUUUUUUGACUUUCACUUCGGCCGUUUCUAUUCAUAAAAAAAUUCUUUUCGUAAAUGAACCGAGAGCAAAAAAACCCAUUUUCAUUGUUUUCAGCAGUCUCGUCAGCGAGAAACGUCGCACUUGCCGAAGACCGUCGCUGCCAUCGAUCCCGCCGACGAUCGACGAGAUGAGCAGCAGUGUGGGACACGCUCGCAGCCGCAGACCCUCCCUGCACAACGACUGGACCAAUGAGCACCACCAUCGAGAACGGAGCGCCAUCGGAAUGGUCGAUGUGAGUUGA
Caenorhabditis sp. 36 PRJEB53466 is the source of this 1300-nucleotide messenger RNA. NCBI's taxonomy places the organism in Eukaryota, Metazoa, Nematoda, Chromadorea, Rhabditida, Rhabditidae. The record is from the annotation of a GenBank genome assembly.